Molecule: messenger RNA, 603 nt
Organism: Schistosoma turkestanicum
Lineage: Eukaryota; Metazoa; Platyhelminthes; Trematoda; Strigeidida; Schistosomatidae
Source: the annotation of a GenBank genome assembly
AUGACCUCCAAGAGGUUACCCGCGGACACUUGUGGUAGGCCGUUUUACAAAAUAGUGGUUGUGGGUGAUGGAGGUGUUGGAAAGUCUGCACUAACAAUCCAGUACUUCCAACGAAUGUUUCUCGAAGAACACGAUCCUACUAUUGAGGACUCAUACAUCCAGAAUGAUGAGAUCGAUAAUGAGUGGUGUAUAUUGGAUGUUCUAGAUACCGCGGGACAGGAAGAGUUUAGUGCAAUGCGAGAGCAGUAUAUGCGUAAAGGUCAAGGAUUUAUUAUUGUGUACUCAGUGACAGAUCCUCAGAGUUUUCAUGAAGUUCGACGAUUCUACACGCAAAUUUUGCGAUGUAAAGACUGUGAUUCUUAUCCUAUGAUAUUGGCUGCAAAUAAGAUUGAUUUGGUUCAACAACGCAAAGUUUCAGAAGAGGAGGGUCAACGUCUAGCAGAUGAUCUUAAAGUUCCUUACAUUGAAACAAGUGCUAAAGAUCCUCCAGUUAAUGUGGACAAAAUGUUUCAUGAUAUGGUACGAAUUAUCAGACGACAACCACCUCCUCCACCGUUAACAUCUAAAGGUGAUCGUAAAAAAGUUCGUUGUUUAUUAUUAUAA